UUGUCCACAUUCAUUCAUUAAUUACCAUCGGUUUCCUCGAACGAACAAACUCAUAGACAACCUCAAACUUCAAACCCAGAAAAAGAAAAUAAAAUCAACUUUCAUUCCGUUUCUUUCUUUCUUUCCCUUUGCCAAAUUUUACAUUAAUUACAUGACAUGGCAUAAUACACAUCACACCACCCUCUCUCUAUAUAUACCGUACCUCUCAGAUUCAGACAGAAACUCAAUUGCUUCUUCUUUUUGUUUCCUGUAAUCCAGGAAAUGAAAUUGCUAGCUUAAUAUUGAUCUGUAGAGAAGACAAGGGAACUUGCUUGCUAUGGCAACUCUGAGCAAUUCAACUAAUAUCUUUUGGCAAGAUUGUCAAGUAGGAAGGCUUGAAAGGCAGAAGCUACUUAACCAAAAGGGAUGUGUUGUAUGGAUUACUGGACUCAGCGGAUCAGGAAAAAGCACAUUGGCAUGUUCCCUAAGCAGAGAACUGCACUCAAAGGGAAAGUUAUCUUAUGUCCUUGAUGGAGAUAACCUUCGACAUGGACUAAACAAGGAUCUUGGUUUCAAAGCCGAAGAUCGCGCUGAAAAUAUUCGCAGAACUGGAGAAGUGGCAAAACUGUUUGCUGAUGCUGGCUUAAUAUGUGUUGCUAGUCUGAUAUCUCCUUACAGAAGAGACCGAGACACUUGCCGUGCCAUGUUACCUGAUGCAAAUUUUAUUGAGGUUUUCAUGAACAUGCCUCUAGAAUUGUGUGAGGCACGAGAUCCAAAAGGCCUCUAUAAGCUUGCUCGUGCGGGGAAAAUCAAAGGUUUUACCGGCAUUGAUGAUCCUUAUGAACCACCCAUAAACUGUGAGAUUGAAAUAAAGCAGGAAAAUGGGGAUUGUCCAACACCCACUUUGAUGGCUGGACAAGUAGUUACUUACUUGGAGAAUAAAGGAUUUCUUGAAUCCUAGGGUUUUUAAGUUUAAUCACAUUUGUAAUGGGAUUAUUCUCUCAUAAUGAUGUUUCUUCUAAAUGAAGUUAAAAAAGGAAUCCUAGGAAGUGCAGGUAGCAGAGUGGUGAGAGGAUAAAUGGACUGAUAAAGUUCAUCAAUCAUAAAUAAUAAUUAAUAAUUGUUGCAAUUCA
This is a messenger RNA of Glycine soja, 1112 nucleotides long. Its product is annotated as adenylyl-sulfate kinase 3-like. The record is from RefSeq and is a predicted model, not a curated record. The coding region runs from base 317 to 940 and encodes 207 amino acids. NCBI's taxonomy places the organism in Eukaryota, Viridiplantae, Streptophyta, Magnoliopsida, Fabales, Fabaceae. Gene Ontology annotation, molecular function: adenylylsulfate kinase activity; ATP binding. The transcript has 7 exons. Gene Ontology annotation, biological process: sulfate assimilation.